CAAAAAUUCCUUAAAAAAUUGUUGAAAAAUAUGAAAGUUGAUUUCACAUACGACUUUUCAAGUCUCGGAUUCGAAAAAGUAAUCUCAUAUCCAAUUGAAAUUCCUUACGAAGAAUCCACAGAUGAGCUUGCCUAUCAAAUUGUGUCGGAAAAAAUCAGCCCACUAAUGAAGAUGACAAAUGUAGAUGACCUCAAAUCGGGUUUGUCGGCUUUUGUUAAGGAAGAAAACCAAAAAUUUCGAGAUAAUUUCAGCAAUGAGCUCGUUUUGAAAGCGAUGAAUGGCGAAAUUGAUCUCGAAACGAUCAUUAAAAACACAGAAAAGCUCUACAAGGAAGAAGUUUUGGAAUUUGCGGAGAAACAAGAAGCUUGUCCGACUGAUUGUGAGAUUUUCGCUCAGAGUUUCAAUCGUCUCGUACAUUCUUCGACCUUGCCUGAAAUCAUGGAGAAGGAAAAAGCCUAUGCAAAUGUCAUAAGCGAGAUGACAAUAAAGAUGGAAAAGGAAAUAGCAGCUCUGAAUAACAGGCAUCAACAUGAAAUGGACGAGACAAUAUUGAAACUUGAUAAAUCUGUGACGACGGAAGAUGUGAAUAGGCUUCUUUCGAAGCAAUAUGCCGCUCAAAGUAUGUUACGGAAGAAAUGGGAGAGCGAAAUGGAUUCAUAUCGUGGAUUUCAGAAGCACGAAUUUCGGAAUUGGAUUGUGGAUGAGACGGUAAAGUUGCAAUCGCAUGCCUCGAAUAACGUCAAUGACCAAACGCCGUUGGGAAAUAAGAGUUUAACGAUGUUCGUGACGCAACAAUCGUCGCAAGAGGAAAGUUUUACGAUUCAUUUGGGGUCGCAAUUGAAGCAUAAUCACAACAUUCGCAUCCUGAGUGCACGAACGGAAGAUCUUUGUGCCCCCUUGUACGAAGAUGAGAGUCUUGGAGGCUUGAAUGCUGCUCUUGGACUGUAUUCAAGCUCAUUAACGGGCAUUGUGGUACUCACUCCCUCAAGUUUUCUCAAGCCAAAUUCCUCAAUAGUCUCGAAUUGCAAUAAAAGCACCGAAAUUCACUUUGACCAAAUCGAACAACAAAUCGACAAAAUCAAAUUAGACGUUGAAAAGUUGCAGGAUCCCGCUUCAAGUCGCAAAAAUAGUUGCGCCGAGCAAGGAAAUGCAAGCGAAAACUUGUCUCGUCUUCUGAAACCGGGAGAUUUUUUCAUCACACGUCAUUCGAACAUCACGUCGCAUGUUAUUUUUCACUUGAUUAUCUCUGACGAGACUUAUCACAACAUCGACGAGAUCAAUUCGCGACAUCCAAUUCUCAAUCCGGGUCUGAGAAAUAUCAUUAGGACGGCAAAUCGGUAUGAUAUCACGACACUUACCAUUCCAGCGUUGUUAAAAGAUGAAAUGACGGAAGAUAUGACAGUAAAUUGGUGCAUGAGACGUGCUGAACUGAUAUUUAAGUGUGCCAAAGGUUUCAUGAUUGAAUCCGCUAAUUGGGGAGGAUCGGAAUUGAAUACGUUACAGUUUUUGUUGCCGCAUAAUAUUACGCCAGAUUUGUUCCAGAUGUUGGCUUCGAUCAUUCCGAGUGUUUUUAGAGUUGCGAAUCCGAAGGUUUUGCAGGAAGAAGAUGAAAAAUAAAAAAAAAUAAUGAAAUUAUUUUAUGAAUUAUUAUGCAAUAAAUUGAUGGUACUCGAAAAAUUAUUAAAAUUAAAUAUUUUUAAUUUUUCCAAAUAUUUUUAA
Molecule: messenger RNA, 1719 nt
Organism: Culicoides brevitarsis
Lineage: Eukaryota; Metazoa; Arthropoda; Insecta; Diptera; Ceratopogonidae
Product: protein C12orf4 homolog
Exons: 1
Coding region: 31-1617 (528 amino acids)
Cellular component (GO): cytoplasm
Source: RefSeq, a predicted model, not a curated record